AUGGCCAACCGCAAGUGGAGGGAAUAUGUGACGGCUCUCAGUGCUACUUUGAUCACGGCGGCGGCUGGCACAACCGUGGGUUGGACAUCACCAACUCUACCCAUCCUGCUAGCCCCAGACUCACCCAUAGCGACGUCACCAGAUCAGAGCUCAUGGAUCGCCUCGAUUAUGAUAUUAUGUUCAGCCGCGAGCCCUAUUCCUGCGGCGUACCUCGCAGACAGGAUCGGAACCAAGAAGACGUUACUCCUGGCUUCGGUUCCUUACAUCAUUGGGUGGAUACUGGUGAUGUUUGCAGGCAAUGUACCCACGAUAUACGCCUCCCGUCUCAUCUCAGGCCUCGGGUACGGCAUAGCCUACACCACCGCGCCUAUGUACCUUGGCGAAAUCGCCUCCGAUGACGUCAGAGGCGCCAUGGCAACACUCAUCACUGUCAUGUCGAAGUUCGGUAUCCUGUCUCAGUAUUGCAUCGGACCGUACGUGUCCAUGUUGGGUCUGGCCAGCUUCAACAUCGCUAUCCCGAUCCUAUUCGUGGUGACCUUCAGCACUAUGCCAGAGUCACCGUACUACUACAUCAAACAUGGUCAGAAGCAAGAAGCAGAAGCCUCACUCAAGAAGCUCAGAGGUCGCAGCUACGUCAGAGAAGAAUUAGAAAGUAUGAACAAUCUUGUCUCAGAGAACAUGAAAGAGAAGGGUCGAUGGAAAGACCUGUUCUAUGUAGGAGGGAACAGGAAAGGCCUCAUCAUUCUGAUGGGCAUAUACUUCACGCAACAAUUCUGCGGCAGCACUGCGAUCAUAUCAUACGCACAGCAGAUAUUUGGAGCAGCUGAGGGAGGCUUGGGAGCUGAAGAAUCCUGCAUAUUGUUUGGAACUGUUCAACUCCUGACAUCAGCCAUGUCGUCGCAACUGGUGGACAGGCUGGGAAGGAAACCUCUUCUAUUAAUUUCGUCGUGUGGCGUUGGACUAGCCAACGUCAUCAUCGGAGCGUACUUCUUCAUGAAACACCAGAACAGCGAGUACCUCGUCAGUAUAAAGUUCAUUCCUAUCGUUGUGAUACCCAUAUUUAUAUUCUCGUACACUAUAGGUUUAGCCACGGUGCCCUUCGCUAUCACUUCGGAAAUAUUCCCCACAAACAUUAAAUCAAAGGCGACUUGUGUUAUCCAGAUAUUUGCGGCGUUAAUGACGUUCGCGGUAACGAAGUUGUAUCAAGUGGUGGCGGAUAAUUUAGGGAACUAUGUCGCCUUCUGGGGGUUCGGGGCGUUGUCAGUGCUCGGUGUUAUAUUUAUAUUGUUGCAGCUGCCUGAAACUAAAGGACAGUCGUUUGCGGCGAUACAGGAGAGGCUGUAUUCUCCAAAUAAAGUAGUGUAUGAAAAAGAUGAGGACCACAUGGCCAGAGUUAAGAUUACCUUGUGA
Spodoptera littoralis (African cotton leafworm) is the source of this 1410-nucleotide messenger RNA. The record is from the annotation of a GenBank genome assembly. Lineage: Eukaryota; Metazoa; Arthropoda; Insecta; Lepidoptera; Noctuidae.